Molecule: messenger RNA, 741 nt
Organism: Sphenostylis stenocarpa
Lineage: Eukaryota; Viridiplantae; Streptophyta; Magnoliopsida; Fabales; Fabaceae
Source: the annotation of a GenBank genome assembly
AUGACACUCUUGACAUUGUCUGCAUCAGUUCCUGGCAUGAAACCGACCUGUGAUUCACAAGACAAUUGCCAUGCUACUAAGGGACAGAGUGCACUGGUGGGAUCAAGCCUUGUGUUUCAUCAUUUGUGUGGGUACAAACUAAUUUUAUUUAUUUGCCAACUAAAAUCUUACCACUUUAGUCCUCUUGGUAUUCUGCAUCCAAUAACUGUUUUCUAUGAACUAAGUUUUGGGGAGACAGAAAUGAAGCAAGUUGAAGUUAGGAGAUCCCUGCACUCAAGGUUGGGAUUACCCUAUGGUCGUCCCCUUCCAAGAAAUUCUAAUGCCUUGGAUUUUUCAAAAUUGAAGCGCAAUGAUAUGGUCUCUCUACGUAAAGGUUCAACUUUGCUCAGAGAUGUCCACAUUGGGAUUCCAAGUAGUGGGGUUGCCGGGGGAAAUGUUUCCCUUAUUUUCAAGGUUCCUAUGAAUACUUCCAUUAUCUUCACGAAGAUUUUUGAGAUUUUGAUAACAGGACAAAGACUCACCCUCCUCUCAUACUUGAAGACUGGUAGUUGCGAAGGCAAAGAGGAAAACUCAGCAUCAAGCAAGUAUGUGCUUUGUGGCAGAGGUUGUGAUGGUGGUGAUAGGUUUGUGGGGAGUGUUUCUGAGGCCAAUGAUGUUCCAAUGUGUUGCAGAGAUGGGAGUGGUGGUUGGAUGUGCCAUCUUCAGCCUCAUAAGACAAAGGCCUUCUUGGAUUCUCCCUAA